GGACAUUUGACAGACCAAGUACUUGAGAAGAGAAGAGAAGAGAAGAGAAGAGAAGAGCAGAGAAGAAGAAGUCUCCAUCCAGGACAGAGCAUGAGAGAAUUCAUGGGCUGGUUUGGCCUUAUCAACAGAGAGAUGUGUGCUUACGUGAUUGGGAGAGGGCUGGUGACGUGAUGGCAGAUCUGCUUUAUAGCCCUGGUACACUGCUGUGCACCUGUUCCUGCCCUGAAAGCCCCAGACGGAUUCUUUGGCUGCCCUACGACCAGAUGGCGAGCGCCCUGCUCCUGCUGCUGCUGCUCUCCCUUGCCUCAGCCUUGUCGUUUUCUCACCAGCGAGGCCUCAUCUUCAAUUUGGACAAUGGGGAGCUGUGUCUGCAAAGUGCUCAGUGCAAGAGCAGCUGUUGCCACAAGACUGGCGUGUUAAGCCUGGCUCGUUGUGCGAACCGAGCAGCCGAGAAUCAGGAGUGUUCCCCCAAGAGCAUCUAUGGGGUUUACUACAAGUGUCCCUGUGAGAAUGGCUUAACCUGUGAGGCCGAUAAGAGCAUCGUGGGAUCCAUCACCAACACCAACUACGGCAUCUGCCAGGAUCCUGGGAGCUCGUCCAAGUAAAAUGGAGUAACAGCAUAGGAAAUGCUCCCAUCCACGUGUCCCACAGCCGCCCCCCCUUCCCACGCACGUGCCCCACAGCUGUUCCCCCUUCCCACGCAUGUGCCGCACAGCCGUGCCCCUUCCCACGCAUGUGCCGCACAGCCGUGCCCCUUCCCAUGCACAUGCCCCACAGCCGUCACUGGUUCCCACUCAUGCGCCCCUCCUCUCCACCAUAUCUACUGUAUACACCAGGCACCUCUUCCUAUGCUCCUUUCCCCACACCUCUCACUCCACCACAUACAGAUGCCUGCCUCGUUACGUACUUAUCCCCAUACCCGCUUCCACCCAACCCACACACUGAUCCCUUCUGCUGUCACCAACACCUGCACCCAUCCCUCCACACCGACCCACACCACACGCACACACACCUACACUUAGUUCUGCUGGAGUAACGCACAGGGAUCCUGAAUGACAUUUGAUUAUCGGGUGUCCCUCUGUGCUAGUUCUAACAAUUCAGAACACCCUUCCCGUGUCUCUGGGUGAAACAAGAACGCAUCAGUUCAAUACCCUCCAAGAGCCAUUAUUGUCUCUCCCCCACCCCCCAAAAAUAACUACCUGCCUCUAUCACAUGCUGUAUCUUCAGCUGACACUUUGCAAAAGGGGCUGCAGUCCCCUUCCUGGUGCCCUCUCCUGAAUCCCAUUCUUCAUAAGCCGUGCCGUCCUCACCCAGCCUUGGCCCUGACUUCCCACUGAUUACAUCAUUGUCUCUCUUUCUGCAAUAACUGACUGGCUUCUCCAUGGUGCUGCAGCAAUUCUUGUGCCCAUCCAUGUCACCCUAACUGCAUCCAGCUGGGGAUGGGGGGGCGGGGAGAGGAAGGAGUUCUUGUUGGACUUUCCAGUGAAACUUUUCUUCUCCUGGGGUAAGAUGAGAUCAGGCAUUGUUCCCCACCUCCUCUAGUUAAUGCAGAGGUAGCAAGGCCAGGACCUGUUCCAGUGACCAAGAUACAGGGAGCAAGGGGUCUGUAGCAGGUGGGAAGGGAGAGGCUGGGUGGGAGGUAGGGUAGAUGGGACUUCAGACCAACUCAAAGAAGGCUCAUGCCUUGGGCAGAACAAGGUUGGAGAGGAUUUCCUCUCUCUGGGUGAAAUCCACCCCUGCGCAUUGGGUAUUUCAGGUGGUACAAAAGCCCCGGUCCAGGGUGAAUUUAUCUCCUAGACUGAUGCUUGCUCAGUAUUAGCGCUGGGCAUAUAACUGCGAUCAGUACUGUAGCUGGUUAACUCAGCCAGUCAUUCUCCCUGUGGACUACGCAGGGCAGAGUGCAAUUUCCUCAGAUUGAGGAAAUCAUUCAAAUCACUGAAAUCAUUCAACUAGCAGCUUUCUUUGUUCUCCAGCCAGACCUCAUCUCCCAGGAUGCAUCGUGGCCACGCGACUCCCACAAUGCACUGCCUCUCCUCCCCCUGAGAGGAGAUCAUGGUGCAUUGUGGAAGACUGAGUCCAGUCAGGGAGCCUGGUCUACAGAGGUGAAUGGGAGCAUGAGGCACCCAAACUACAAUUCCCAUGAGGCACCGCAGCAGCCUUUCAGAAUUGAACCAUUUUGGUUUUCAGCCAAAAUACUUCAGACUUUGAUUUUUAUUUCUCACCAAAAGUUAAAUUUUUCAGCAGGGAAAACCCCCAUUUUCUGACCAGCUCUAUUCACACUACCUCCUACAUGGUGUUACCAGAGAGCUCUAUGUAUGUGUAUAUAAUCUGUAAUUAUGUGUAAAUAGUUAACAGAUAAGGUGCCAAUAGCGGGCAGAGUUCCUCGGUUUUGUCCACCCCCAGGCUGCCAGUUACAGCCCUGCAUGUGACCAUUUUUGCCCUUCCUUGACAUUGGCCAGCUGGGUCCAUGCCUAGUAACCGGGACAGAGGGGUGCAGCCCUGGCCCUCCGUGUACUUGAAAGAGGAGCGAAUUCUGCAGGAGACCCUCCACCCCUCAGGCCUCUUCCUUUGGCAGGGAAUAGGAGAAGGGGUCCAUGAGGCAGCUGGGCCCCAGGCCAAUUAGAGCUUUGCUGGUGGGGCCUACCACCUUGCAUUUGCCACAAGAGCUGUGGGGCAGGCAGCAUGGCAUGUGGGCAUAACAGCCUCUCCCCAGUCUGCUUUGCUCAGCAUUCGCCCCAUACUAAGCCCUGGCUGUGACUCCGCUUUGAGCCCAAGUCCCGCUUCCAUCCAUGCUAGGGUUACCAUAUUUCAGCAAGCAAAAAAGAGCACGGGAGGAGCCCCGCCCUA
Molecule: messenger RNA, 2847 nt
Organism: Chrysemys picta bellii (western painted turtle)
Lineage: Eukaryota; Metazoa; Chordata; Testudines; Emydidae
Source: RefSeq, a predicted model, not a curated record